AUGGAACAAUCCGUUGAACUCAAUCUAUCGCUGAUGAAAUGGCGAUUGGUGCCUGAAAUGAAGUUGGAGCGGUAUACAUCACUCAAGGUGCUUAUUUUUGGAGCUGGUACACUUGGAAGUAAUAUAGCGCGAUGUCUGAUGGGAUGGGGCGUAAAGAAGAUCACGUUUGUCGACAACUCGUUUGUAAGCUACAGUAAUCCAAUAAGACAGUCGCUGUCGGAAUUUACGGAUGCCCGGGAAGGUCGUGGCAAGGCUGAAACGGCGGCAAGUGCACUGCGACGAAUAUAUCCGAGUAUAGAAGCUGAAGCGGUUCUGCUAACAGUGCCAAUGCCUGGUCACACGGUUGCUCCUAGCGAAGAAGCUGCUCUGGCAAAAGAUGUGGAGACCAUUGAACAAUUGGUGUCCACCCACGACGUCGUCUUUCUUGCUCUGGAUAGUCGAGAAGCCCGAUGGUUGCCUACUGUAUUGGCUACUAAGCAUGGCAAGAUGGCGUUCAGCGUUGCCCUCGGAUUCGACAACUAUGUUGUAAUUCGGCACGGCGUGAAAAAUGGCGAUAGUGCAGAGGAGCAGUCUUCUUCUUCAGGAGGGUGGGAAAAAAUCCACUGCCCCGGUGUGCCUCUUCAAGCCAGUCUACGUUUUCUUCAUGUGAGCCGCGCAGGACUGUCCAUGAUAGCGUCGGGUGUUGCCGUUGAGCUUCUGUCCUCCGUACUGCAGUACUCCAAUCCAUUGCGUGCCCCAGCAAAUAUUGGUGAACCAGACGAUUCAACUUCCUUGCUGGGCGCAACCCCGCAUCAAGUCCGCGGAUAUUUGUCCCGUUUCAGCCAGGCAGGCAUUAAUACAAUAGAUUCCAUUAUAAUCUCUUCGACCUUCCUAAUUUUGUCCAUUCAGAUGACUCCCUGUGUGCGGCGUUUUGAGAAAUGUGUCGCUUGUGGGAACACAGUGGCUGAAGAGUAUGCCAAUAGAGGCGCAGAUUUCGUUAAAGAGGUACUGGUUUCAUCUUUAGCUUGA
Molecule: messenger RNA, 1008 nt
Organism: Cooperia oncophora
Lineage: Eukaryota; Metazoa; Nematoda; Chromadorea; Rhabditida; Trichostrongylidae
Source: the annotation of a GenBank genome assembly